This is a messenger RNA of Sebastes umbrosus (honeycomb rockfish), 2147 nucleotides long. It is a transcript of the gene abhd18, whose product is annotated as abhydrolase domain containing 18. Lineage: Eukaryota; Metazoa; Chordata; Actinopteri; Perciformes; Sebastidae. The transcript has 14 exons. The coding region runs from base 182 to 1555 and encodes 457 amino acids. The record is from RefSeq and is a predicted model, not a curated record.
UUUUAACCGGAAGUCCCUCCACAGUGUUGCACCGUGUGAGAGCAUGCAGACCAGCAGCUUGACUAGCGGUCAGUGAGUGCUGUCAUUCAACCUCUGAGGACGGUAGCUGUUAGCUAGCAGUGCGAAGACAUCCACCAGGAUAACAACCGUCUGUGUAGUGUGAGAUGCCAGGUGCUGGUCCAUGGGUGUGAGUCGACUGGAUGUAUUUUACAGAAGGCUGCUCCUCACCAAACUCUUCAUUGGAGGAUGGGGGAAGCCUGAAGACCUCAAGAGAAUCUUUGAGUUCCGUAAGCUCAUCGGAGACAGAGAGAGGUGCAGGUCUCUGGUGCCUAAGGACUAUCCAGUUCACAUAAACAAGACAGAGGAACACAUUGACUGUCAUAUCCACGAAGGGUUCUUCAUCUCUCCUCUGGAGCACUUGGUUCCUGGAAUCCUGCCACCAGAGGCCGUCAAAGCCAGGUUCCAGUUCAUAGUUCCUAAGAGGUGGCAGAAGAACAGACCAGUAUGCAUCCACCUGGCGGGGACUGGAGACCACUUUUUCUGGCGUCGACGGACCCUGAUGGCCAGGCCCAUGGUUAAAGAGGCGGGAAUGGCUUCACUGCUCCUGGAGAACCCGUAUUAUGGCUAUCGUAAACCCAAAGACCAACUGCGGUCCAGUCUAAAGAAUGUGUCAGACCUGUUUGUGAUGGGAGGGGCUUUGAUCCUGGAGUCGACAGUGCUUCUGCACUGGCUGGAGAGAGAAGGUUACUGGCCUCUAGGAAUGACGGGCAUCUCCAUGGGAGGAUAUAUGGCAUCCCUGGCAGUGACCAACUGGCCGAAGCCCAUCCCUCUGAUUCCCUGUUUGUCCUGGUCCACUGCCUCUAGUGUCUUCACCACGGGAGUGCUGAGUAAAGCCGUGAACUGGAAAGAGCUGGAGAAGCAGUAUGCCAUUAACUCGGUGUAUAAUAAGGAAAUCAUCAAGCUGUUGGAGUACUGUGGGGCUGAUUCCUUUAAGAUGGGUCCAGACUUUGCCAAGAAUAUGGAUUCUUUAGAGCAUCUGUUGGGCCUGUCUGGAGAUCAGAACCCCAAAGCUGGAGGGGAAGCUGAGGCUGGGCGAGGCCUGUUGAUUGGUGGAGUCCCUGAAGGGGGCGGGGCUAGCGUCGACCAAUUGUUGUCAUCAGUGAACAGCAGUGGGAUGAGCUUGGACACUCUACCAAGAAGCCUUCAUGCAAACAACACACUGCCUGGGAAGAAGAUGGAUUUAGCCAAAUGCUAUCGUCCGUCAUUACAUAGAGAGUCUAUAAGCUUCAUGAAGGGAGUGAUGGACGAAUGCACACACAUGGCCAACUUCUCUGUCCCCGUAGACACCAGUCUCAUUGUUGUGGUCCAAGCCAAAGAGGAUGCCUACAUCCCUCGUACGGGGGUCCUCAGUCUGCAAGAGAUCUGGCCAGGAUGUGAAGUCCGAUAUCUGAACGGAGGACACAUCAGCGCAUACCUGUUCAAACAGAACGUCUUCAGACGGGCCAUAUACGACACAUUCAACAGAUUCUGCCUGAAGUAUCCCAACCUACACUAGCCACGGCAGGCUGAAGCCCUUUCCUCCCUGUAACACAACCAGGAUCAGUGGCUGGACGUUGGAGAAAACAAUCCUUGUCCAUAAAACAGAAAGUUCCCUUUCCAGUUUUUCACAUGACCUACUUCUAGAAAGCAACUAAAACUGAUAAAGUAAUCAAUAAUGUUGUGGGAUGUUCCUGCCUGUAUAUGGUUUUUAAACUAACACUCUAGUUUCACUUUGGUAAACUAGUGUUAAUGGACUACAACCCUGUGUCAGUGCAUCUUCUCCUGUUUUCACUGGUCCACACCACCACACUGGAAGUGUUUAUCCUGAUGUGACUGUGUUAUUAAUAUUUCACCCAGAGACUCUGGAUAGGACACACAGAACCAGCCUGUAAUAUUACACUGAUAUCAUACGAGAACAAAUAUCAACUACUACAGAAUAAUAGAUUACUAUGGUAAAUCAUCAAUUACAAGAAGAAAGACAGUUUCAUGAGGGAGAAAUAACUAAUAAACAAUUUUAACACAUUUCAUUGUUAUACAAAUAGAAAUUGAAUUUGUUAUAUUUAUAAUAAAUAUCCGAUUUUCAUGAAUUAAAACCCUGUUUUUGAUAA